AUGGCUGCACGAGCAAGGAUGAAUGUGCAAACAUUUCCACGGCCGCCUUUGUUAGAGAAGAUAUCGCGUCACUUACAAAUUGUAUGGAACGGACAAGUGAUUGCAGAAACUCGAGAUGCCUAUUGGGUUCUGGAAACGCAUCACCCCCCGACGUACUACCUACCACUGGCGGCUUUGAAGGUGCCGCUGACCCCGACGCGUCGAAGCACCUACUGCGAAUGGAAAGGUGCGGCUACAUACUAUACAAUCACGGCUCCUGCACCAUCGUCCGGAAGAACACCUGAGGUGGUUUCCAACCGAAUCUGGUCUUAUGAAUCUCCAACACCGGGGUUCGAGGCGAUCAAAGGGUACCUGUCAUUCUAUGCCGACCCGUGGAAUUGCUUCGUCGACGAUGAGGCAGUCCAGCCACAGCCGGGUGACUUUUACGGGGGAUGGGUGACUUCAGAGAUCGAUGGCAUCGUGAAGGGGGCUCAUGGCAAUUGGGACCCUGUGGUAUGA
Colletotrichum godetiae is the source of this 498-nucleotide messenger RNA. RefSeq lists its product as uncharacterized. The record is from RefSeq and is a predicted model, not a curated record. The coding region runs from base 1 to 498 and encodes 165 amino acids. NCBI's taxonomy places the organism in Eukaryota, Fungi, Ascomycota, Sordariomycetes, Glomerellales, Glomerellaceae. The transcript has 2 exons.